AUGGCGGGCCUCCAGACUGAUGUGGAAAUGCUCUAUCCCGAGACAGUUGUACACGUGGGCAGGGUGACUUUUGGAGAAGAGAACAGGAAGAAGAUGAUCAAUAGCUAUCUGAAAAGAACUGAGAAUAAGAAGAUCAUCCAAGCCACCUGCGCGCUGUUAAAUUCUGGAGGGGGUGUGAUCAAAGCAGAGAUUGAUGAUGAAACCUACAGUUACCAAUGCCACGGGCUGGGACAGGAUCUGGAAACUUCUUUCCAAAAGCUCCUUCCUUCAGGUUCACAUAAAUACCUGGACUACGUGCAGCAGGGGCACAAUCUCCUGAUUUUUGUGAAGUCCUGGAAUCCAGAUGUUUUCAGCCUUCCCCUACGGAUUUGCAGCUUGCACUCCAAUCUAUACCAGAGAGCUUUGACUUCCACCAUCAAUUUGACUGCCAGGAGUGCCCUGGAGCUUCUCAGAGAGAAGCAGUCUAGAGCCCAAAGAGGAAGAUCAAGGGUGAGGGACCUGAAUUCUCAGACAGUUCCUGACAGAGACAUUCAGGAAGAGAAAGAUAUGAGGAGUUCUGCCUCAGAAUUGUUUCAAAAGGACAGGCUCAUGUAUAAAGAGAAACUCAAUUUUACUGAGUCAACCCAUGUCGAGUUCAAAAGGUUCACCACCAAAAAGAUUGUCCCCCGGGUUAAAGAGAUCCUGUCCCAUUAUGUUUCUGCAUUUGCCAACACCCUUGGAGGAUACCUAAUUUUGGGGGUAGAUGAUAAGAGCAAAGAAGUGUUUGGAUGUAAGCGAGAAAAAGUGAACCCCGACUUACUAAAAAAAGAAAUAGAAAACUGUGUAGAAAAGUUGCCAACAUUCCACUUCUGCUGUGAGAAGCCAAAGGUGCAUUUCACUACCAAAAUCUUGAAUGUCUACCAAAAUGAUGUCCUGUACGGUUACGUCUGCAUGGUUCAAGUGGAGCCCUUCUGCUGUGUAGUAUUCACAGAGGCCCCGGAUUCCUGGAUCAUGAGGAAUGAUGCUGUCACAAGGCUGACGGUGGAGCACUGGGUGGCCAUGAUGUUGGAUGUUCACUCAACAACUUCCAGUUUGGCCGCUGACUCCCUGUGUGCACCAGCUCCAUCAACACUAGGAAGCCCAUCAUUUCCCAUAAAAGUCUUGGAAUUUAAGGGGCCUCUGCAACAGCGUCUGUUUCCAGUGACACAGGAAGAGAUACAGUUUAAACCAGAAUCCCUCUGUAAGAAGCUCUUCUUGGAUCAUAAAGGACUCGAGGAAUUAAUGAAGACACAGAUAUAUCCUUGUUCUCAGGGGAUUGUGAUAUUUUCUAGAAGCUGGGCUAGUGAUAUUGGCUUAAGGAAAGAGGAGGCUGUUCUGUGUGAUGCUCUCCUAAUAGCAGUUAACAGUCCCCCGGUACUCUAUACAAUCUUAAAAAACCCCAGUUGGAAUGGAGGGCUUGAGUAUGCCCGAAACACUGCUCAUCAGUUAAAGCAGAAACUGGGAACUGUUGGUGGUUACACAGGGAAAGUGUGUGUUAUCCCAAGGCUGAUGUACCUGCCCAGCAUACAGUGUAGCCCUGGUGAAAUCCUCGUGCACUACCCCCAAUCCUACAGGCUUACUACCAAGGAUGAAAUGGAAGACCUGUUACAGGCCCUUAUUGUAGUCUCACUGUGUUCCAGAUCUCUUCUGAGUGACCAGCUGGGCUGUGAGUUUUUCAACUUGCUCAUAGAGGAGCAGUGUGAGUUACUCUCAGAAAGCCUUCAGGAGACACGUGAAUUGUUCAUCCACUGCUUUCCGGGAACCAGAAAGACAGCCCUAGCCAUAAAGAUCAUGGAGAAAAUCAAAGAUUUGUUCCAGUGCAAACCAAAAGAGAUUCUUUAUGUUUGUGAAACUGACUCCUUAAAGGAUUACGUAAUCCAACAAACCACCUGCCAAGCUGUGACCCGGAAGAUCUUCUUACAAGGGGAGUUCCUUAAGAUUAAACACAUAGUGAUGGAUGAUACUGAGAAUUUCUGCAGUAAAUAUGGAGACUGGUACUUGAAGGCCAGGAGCAUCACUCAUCCAAAGGUGAAGGGAGCUGGCAGUGAAAACCUUCAUCACGGGAUCCUCUGGAUUUUUCUGGACCCUUUUCAGAUCCAUUGUGCAGAUAUUAAUGGUCUUCCCACUCCAUCUGCUCAGUUUCCCCGAAAAACAAUCACCAAUGGGAUCCACUGUGCUCUGGAAAUAGCAAUGGUCAUGAAAGAGGAAAUGAAGAGGAUCAAAGCAAAUCCUCCCUCCAGCCUGGCCCCAGACACACUGUCAUUGUUCAGGGAAGCUGCCUACGAGGAAGCAGUGGGUGCCCAGGCUCUGCCUGGGGUGUUUGAGACAGAGACUAGCCUGACUAUGGAACAAAUUGUGAAACGGGUGGCCGAAAGGUGUCACAACCUGUUCCAAUGUGGCUAUCAGCCUCAAGACAUUGCAAUUCUGUGCAGGAAAGGGGAGGACAGAGGACACUAUGAGUGUGCACUUCUAAAAGCAAUGGAAUUAUUUGAAACCCAUGGAGUGACAAAGGUUGUGUUUAGCCAGGCCUCUGGAGUUUGGGGCAGUUGCAUUGUUUUAGACAGUAUUCAGCAGUUUGCAGGCCUGGAGAGGAAUAUUGUGUUUGGGCUUAGUCCAGAAUGGACCCUGUCAGAAGAAGCUCAUAAGCUCCGCUUUGCCUCACGGGCCAUUAAACACCUCUACCUGUUUUAUGAAAAGAGGGCAGCUUUCUGA
This is a messenger RNA of Nyctereutes procyonoides (raccoon dog), 2730 nucleotides long. RefSeq names its product protein SLFN14-like. Bases 1 to 2730 code for a protein of 909 amino acids. The record is from RefSeq and is a predicted model, not a curated record. Gene Ontology annotation, biological process: rRNA catabolic process; mRNA catabolic process. Lineage: Eukaryota; Metazoa; Chordata; Mammalia; Carnivora; Canidae. Gene Ontology annotation, molecular function: ribosome binding; RNA endonuclease activity. The transcript has 4 exons.